AUGAAGCUGGACACUCCUGCCACCAACUGGUGCGAUGACGAGAUUACGGCCAUCGGCGACGAGCUCUUGGAUGACGAGAUGGAGGGCCCAAUUAACGAAGACUUCGCACCCUGGAUGGACACCGUCUCGGAUAGCAGCGACACCGACGACGAUCCAAAGGGCCGGCCCGUCGGAGAACCUGCAAAGUGGCCGCAGACCACAGUCAGCAGCACGGAGAUGGACAGGUUAUCCGUGCUCGUUCUCGACGACUGGGACCCGUUUCGCUUCAAGCACGAAGAGCCAUCAUCGCAGUGCCAGCGGCGCCUCGAGGACGACCUCCUGGACCUCUUCAAUGAUCCCCUAACGGGUGUGUACAUCGAGCCCGUGGCAGUCGGUCGGUUCCACGUGGUGAUGGUGGUCCCCUCGCAUACGCCGUGCGAGGGCGGCUUCUUCCACUUCCUGAUACAGUGCCCGAAGGACUGCCCGAUGCGUCCGCCGCGCGUUCGCCUUAUGAACACCGACGAUGGAAGCGUGAGCUUUAAUCCAAACCUGUACAAAAGCGGCAGGGUGUGCCUGGAUAUUCUGGAAAGCUCGGACACGUCGGCGUCGAGCCCCGCGCUCACCAUCGCGAGUGUCGUCGUCUCGAUCCAGUCGCUGCUGACGGAGAAGGCGCUCUUCAACGACCCCCACUGGUGCAGCGAGGAGCGGACGGAGGACUGCGACAGCUACACUUGCGUCGUACAGCACGAGACCAUCCGCGUUGCCGUGUGCGACGCCAUCGAUGCCUGUCUCAAUGGAUCCUCGCUGUGCCCGGGGUACCUCCAACGAGUGAUGCUGGAACACUUCAUCGCCUACUACGAGAAGUACGAAAAAGUGGUCGAGUCCAACUUGGAUCUGACGGGUGCAUUUAUGAGGGACCCGCUCUCCUUCGAAACCUACGAGCGAGGACAGUACCAAUACGACAUCUUGCUCGUGAAGCUGCGCAAGAUGAAACCCGAAGUUGAGAAUUUGAUCAAGGCCUUAGACGAAGGUGAACAAGGAGUGGCUGUUCCGAUCCUGUAA
This is a messenger RNA of Rhipicephalus sanguineus (brown dog tick), 1041 nucleotides long. Its product is annotated as ubiquitin-conjugating enzyme E2 Z. Gene Ontology annotation, biological process: negative regulation of apoptotic process. Bases 1 to 1041 code for a protein of 346 amino acids. Lineage: Eukaryota; Metazoa; Arthropoda; Arachnida; Ixodida; Ixodidae. The record is from RefSeq and is a predicted model, not a curated record. Gene Ontology annotation, cellular component: nucleus. Gene Ontology annotation, molecular function: cysteine-type endopeptidase inhibitor activity; ubiquitin conjugating enzyme activity. The transcript has a single exon.